Messenger RNA from Strongylus vulgaris, 582 nucleotides. Lineage: Eukaryota; Metazoa; Nematoda; Chromadorea; Rhabditida; Strongylidae. The record is from the annotation of a GenBank genome assembly.
CCCCCGCAAAUCACGAUACGCCGAGAAGAGCGUGUUUAUGCUCAGCUUUCUGCACUUUUCAAUGUCGCUUGUUCGUUUACUAGAAUAGUUGCACAGCCUCCGUUGUCUCUUCAAGUCUUAAUUAACUGCUUGGCUGAAUUUUUACUUGAAGUACAGAAAAUGAGGGUUGGCAUACUUCUUGACGAUAUGCCUGCUGACAACUACAAGAGCAACACAGUUUACGCUUAUGCUCAACCAACGCAACGUAAAAAGCUGCCUGGCGUUUCAGACUCAUCGAUCGCGGUAGGCAUGGUCAGAGCAGGUCCGUCUCGGAUUGAUACACAGCAGAACCAAAAUGGAAGUUGUUCCGUAGAAAAUGAACUCUUUAACGCAACGUCAGUACGCGGUAGAGGCGUAGGAAGUCAUGCAGAGGUUGUGGCCACUGCUAAACAAAUUAACGGAAUGAGCAUAAGAAAAAAUGCGGAGAAACGACUCACAAGCAGAGAAAAUCCAACGAAUGCAGCUAAUUUAUCUAUACAUUCAACGGAACACCAAGAUUCAAGCAAAAACGCAAAGAAGAAGCGAGGUUCAAAGCGUCGGUGA